AUGCCAAUUGCUAAACUUAAGGCCUCAAACACUCUGGAUGCUAUGAAAUCAGAGGAGGGAAACGAUUCCCUUGACACUAUCAUCAGACAAGUUGCAAAAGAGCCUUCUAUUUCUUUCUCUAGGGCUGGGGAUAGUCCGGUCCCGUGGAUUCAACUACUUCAUGCCUUAGAUCAACAAGAACUUCCAGGUUGGCCCUUGCACUCUCCCAUUAAAGUGCAGUUGCAAAAAUGUGACAAAUGUCCCCGCGAGUUUUGUUCAUCCAUCAACUACAGAAGACACAUACGUGUGCACCAUCGCUUGAAAAAGCUUGAUAAGGAUUCUUCUAAAAAUAGGGAGCUUCUAGGGGCAUUUUGGGAUAAGCUAUCACCAGAAGAGGCAAAAGAAGCUGCAUCAUUCAAGAAUGUAACUUUGGAGGAAGUUCCAGGGUCUUCAAUCAUAAAGGCAUUGACGACACAUAUUCGGAAACCAGGAUUUUCUUCAAUGCCCCACAUUUAUUUGAAGGCUGGUUCUGCCCUUUUGGAUAUUGUCCAAGCUAGACCUUCCAGGUUCCCCAUUUCUUCCCAGGAGUUAUUUUCUAUCCUUGAUGAUGCAAGUGAAAAGACGUUCCUAUCUGGGACAGCCAUAUCAAUGCAAAGAUAUAUUUUUGAUGGGGAAGCUGGGAAGGUUGGCCUUGAAUCAAAGAACUUAGUUGCUUGUACCAGCUUCUUGGUGGAACAAAAAUUGGUGAAAGCCUGGCAUGCUGACAAGGAUGCCGAAGCUUUGAGGUUACAGAAGUUGCUAGUGGAGGAAGAAGAAGCUGCUCAGAGAAGGCAAGCAGACCUCAUGGAAAGGAAAAGGCAGAAGAAGCUUAGGCAGAAAGAACAAAAGGCAAAGGAUCAAAGACAUGGGGUUAAAGUCGAUGUUAAAGAGAACAUUGACAAAACACUGGAGGCUGAGCCACUGGUAGAAACAUCUAGUCCUUCAGCAACAUUUGAUUCUGACACGACCAGUUCAGAUGUGCAGGCUCAUGAUAGCUUAUCUCUUGAAGCAUUCCAACUUUCAACUGCUGAUGAAAAUGUGGAUCCCGAAUCUCAGACUGAAUUUAUCCAUGGACAUUCUGAUUCGGUGAGUGGUCCAAAUGUUGAACGGCGAAUGGUGCAAGGAAGUGGUUGUCGGCGUGCAGUUGUUGCCCGAUGGCAGGUGUUGUCAAAAUCACAGCGGGGUGUGCCUCAUGGAUUUCAUGGAGGUCUGAGCUCUCAAACAUCAAAGCUUUCAUCCAUACAAAAUCAUGGUAACCACAGGGAUUCAAGGGCUGCUUCUAGUGGCAAUAAAGUAUGGAGUCGAAAGCCUAAACCAGAAUAUGAUGGGGGAUGUUUGAAAGCUGGAGUACAGAAGGAAGCAACUGAAUCAGAUCAAAUUAAGAACCAAGAGGUUUUGAUUGGUUCCAUAUCGGUCAAUCUUGGAAAUUGUUCCCAAGAAAGUGAUAAUCUGGCCGGAGUUGAUGAUGAUUGCCUUUUGGAGCAUCAAAUUCCAAAGAACAAUGCUCAUGAUAAAACCAAUAAACCUGAUUUGGUACAUAGUGGCACAAAUCGGUCAACAGUGAAGCUCUGGAGGCCUGUGAGCCGGCAUGGAACAAAGGGUCCUAUGGCAAUUCAGAAUGGCAACAGAGCAUCUGAAAUUGACGUGGUAGCUGAAAAGGGCAACAGUCAAAACCCUUCCAGUGAAAAUUGUCCAAGAUCGUGUGUCAUGGAUGGCGGUAAUGAUGGAAAUGGGAAUGGCUCUACUCGCCUGGAUGAAACUGGAAGCUUGAGGUUCUCUAGCCGUGCGGCAAAAGAUUUUCUUGCACAGAGGUGGAAGGAAGCUAUUGCGGCAGACCAUGUAGAAUUGGUUCUAUUACAAGACUCUGAGCCUCCCAGGUGCCCAGACAAUCAAAAUGACGGUGAAGUAGAAUCUAGUCAUUCAUUGAAGUUUAAACGCAGCAUUCUUGGCAAUGCAGAAAACCGGCUUGUAAAUGUAGAGGGACUUGAGUUUCCAACUGCUGGAGCUGCUGAAGUCAAGCACAGGACGAAGCCUGAAAAGGGUUUGAAGAUAAAAUACAUUCCCAAACAGAGCACAGUUACCUAG
This is a messenger RNA of Prunus armeniaca (apricot), 2103 nucleotides long. The record is from the annotation of a GenBank genome assembly. Lineage: Eukaryota; Viridiplantae; Streptophyta; Magnoliopsida; Rosales; Rosaceae.